CACUACCACCUUUACUGCAUCACAUUGAGCACCACAAUGGCCGCCGCCUGUAUCUUCUGCAAGAUAAUCCGGGGGGAGAUCCCCUCGAUGAAGAUCUUCGAGAGCGACAAGACGCUGGCGUUUUUGGACAUUGGACCGCUGAGCAAAGGCCAUUCGCUCAUCAUCCCGAAAUACCACGGCGCCAAACUUCACGACAUCCCCGACGACCAGCUCGCCGAAGUCCUGUCCGUGACCAAGCGGAUCGCCAUUGCGCAGGGCGUCCAAGACUACAAUAUCCUACAGAACAACGGUAGAAUUGCGCAUCAGGAAGUCGACCAUGUGCACUUCCACUUGAUCCCGAAGCCGAACGAGGAGGAAGGACUGGGUAUUAGAUGGCCAACGAAGGCGGCGGACAAGGAUCAGUUGACGAAGCUGCUGGAAGACAUCAAGGCGAAGGUGUAGAGGCUGUGGCAUGGGAUGAUGACUUUCAUAGGCAAACCUGCGAGUGCAGCACAAUAGGCCAAGCCAACAAUGAACCAUUUAGGGCUUAAUGAAUGCUCCCACGUCUUAGCGCCCCUUGAACGCUGGUUUCCUCUUCUCCCUAAAGGCAACCAACGCCUCAUCUCUAUCCUGAGUCUUGACAACAAUAUCAUACGCAGCAUUUUCCGCCUUCUCACCCAGCGCACACCCCUCCACUGCCGCUAGGGCAGCUUUGAUUGCAACCGGCCCGCCAUCACAAAUGUCCCUCGCAAGCUUGAUUGCUUCCUCCAACACCUUCUUCCGCGCAGCACCCUCCUGG
Cucurbitaria berberidis CBS 394.84 is the source of this 778-nucleotide messenger RNA. Its product is annotated as HIT-like protein. The transcript is spliced from 3 exons. The record is from RefSeq and is a predicted model, not a curated record. Gene Ontology annotation, molecular function: catalytic activity. Lineage: Eukaryota; Fungi; Ascomycota; Dothideomycetes; Pleosporales; Cucurbitariaceae. Gene Ontology annotation, biological process: nucleotide metabolic process. The coding region runs from base 37 to 441 and encodes 134 amino acids.